AUGCGUUUUACUCCUCUGUUGUUACUUGCUGUAGGAGCAGCAGCCUUCCAAAUUCCAAAAGGUCAGGCCGAUGGUGUCUAUGAGGUCGUCACAGGAGCGGAUGGCAAAGAAACCCAUAGACUCGUCGGCUCUAAUCCCGACGCCGUUGAGACUCGAAACGCUGUCCCCGACAAAUUUAGCAUGGCCCAUAAGCGUGGUACCAGUAAUUCAGUCAACUGCGGAGGUUAUGUUCUUCCCCAAGGCGACACUGACUCCGCAAACAACUAUUUGGACGCCCAAUGCGGUGGUGGCGCUGGUGUGGGCGGGGGCCGUGACCUUUACGCUAUUAAGGGAUGUACAGUUGCUUACUUCUGCAACUAUACUGGCGGCACUCAGUUCUGUUAUGCGAAAGAGCGACAGGAAACCUCUCGUGCUAUCACCUCCGUUUGUGGACUAUACGGAGCAGGGUGGGACCAGAUCCAAAGCGAUAAUCGCAAUGUCCAGUACGGAUAUGAAAACAAUUGCAAUCAAGGCUGGAAUUUCUGCGGCCGCGGCAUGGAUGGAAAGAAACUCUAG
Molecule: messenger RNA, 555 nt
Organism: Venustampulla echinocandica
Lineage: Eukaryota; Fungi; Ascomycota; Leotiomycetes; Helotiales; Pleuroascaceae
Exons: 2
Coding region: 1-555 (184 amino acids)
Source: RefSeq, a predicted model, not a curated record